Molecule: messenger RNA, 2790 nt
Organism: Didymodactylos carnosus
Lineage: Eukaryota; Metazoa; Rotifera; Eurotatoria; Philodinida; Philodinidae
Source: the annotation of a GenBank genome assembly
AUGGCAUAUAAUAAUCAUUCAAUUUUACUUGAACUUUUAAACGUGUCAAACACAACAUUCACACAAUUAUCUAUUAAUCAGCCCGAUUCAUUUGACUACGAUAAAAAUCCGUUUGAUAUUGAGGAUAUAUUUACUAAAUUAAACUAUGAUAAAUAUGUAUUUUUUGCCAUUGCAUCGGCCUUAUUCGGAUUACCCGGUAAUAUUUUAUUACUUGUUAUAUUGAUUAAAAUUAGUUUGAGUCGUGGUCGAAAUCAUCUUUCAUCGGGUUCGUUUGAACGUUUUUUAUUUGAAAUUGUUCUUAUUGACACACUAUUAAUUAUCUAUCAUUUUAUUGAUAAUCUUUUAAGUUACAUUUAUGGUGAACGUUCAGCCGGUCAACAUUAUCUCAUUCAUAUAUCCGAUUUUUGUUGUAAAUUUUUUACUUAUAUAGCAAAAAUGAGUGUAUUAUUAACAACGUGGUUAUUAUUAUUUUUAAUUAUUAAUCGUAUUAUUCUAAUUGAACAAUCAUGUUGGAAUAGAAAAUGUAUUCGUUUUGUUAAUGCAAAAUAUACUACGGUUUUUCUAAUAUUCAUAUUUUCUGUCUACAAUAUUUAUCCAAUUGAAAUAUUAAAAUAUCAGAAAAAAAUCGAUCUACAAGAUUAUCAGCCAGGUACGGAUGGUGUAUGUUCAGCAACUGACAUGGAAGGCAAAUCAAAUCGUAUGUUACAAGCAACAAAUUAUGGUUAUAAUUUAAUUGGUAUUGCAUUCCCGUGUAUUCUCAUUCUACUUAUGAGUGCAUUUCUUAUUUGUCGUGUAUCAAUGAAAAAUCGUAUGUUAUCAAAACAAGCAAGUAUAUUUAGUUAUACAAAAAAUAAUGGUGAAAUUCAACAAUCCGAUCGCAUUUCCUCUCAUUAUUAUGCAUCAUCGUGUUAUAUUGUAGCUAUUGUUGGUAUACUUCAUGCAUUAUUCAAUUUACCAGCUCGUUUGAGUGAUACACUCUUAUUGGCACUAUCACCCUAUUCAAAAAAAUAUACUAAUUUAAUUAGUUUUAGUCACGAAGCACAAUCUAUUAUGUCAUUAAGUUAUACGUACAAAUGGUUUGUAUGUAUAUUGUUAUGUCAACGUUUUCGAUCACAAGCUAAAAGAAUCAUAUGUUUUCUAAUUGAAAAUAAAUAUACUCAUCAAUCAAUGUUAAAAAAGCAUCAUUUAAACAAUAAAUUUAUGCAACAGAAAAGAGUACGACAACAACAACAACAACAACAACAACAAGGUGCAUCAAUUGUUAAUUGUUCAAUAGAAAAGCCUGAACAAGUAUCUGUUAUACUUUCAAAAACAAAUAUUUCUAGUGAAGAAGAUAGAAAAAUAUUAUCUCAGAAACAACUUUUCGUACAGGAAAAUCAAUUUAGUUCAAAAUCAAAGUCUAAUAUCUAUCAUAAUCAAAAUGAUAAAAAAAUUUUUAUUAUUGAAAAUUAUUCAUGGAGCACAAGUUGGCUUCGACCAUUUACAAAAACAUUAAUAGCUCGCUAUCGUUUGAAAGAUAAACAUUGUAUUCCGCUAAUACGUUCAAGUAGUUGUCAACCGUUUAUUCAUAGUAAACCAAAAGUUCAAAAUUCAUCAACUGACAAUAAGAAUGUUAGUCUCAUCAGUUCAAUAAAUAAUGUUAUGGAAUUAUCGACGAGUAACGGUACUAUAGCAUCACCGACUAAACAACAUAUGAUUGAUAAACAAAAAAUAGAUUCAAAUCCAAUUUAUUCCCAAACCAGCACAGAUUUAUCCUAUUUUUCUUUACCUGGCGGUGGAACAUACACAAAUUUACCUAUGCCAAAAAAGCGAGCACCAUGCCAAAAUAUAAUAAUAACAAACCAAACAAGAAUUCGUAAAACAUCGAAGACAAACGGCAUUAUCUCAACAAAUCCUCAAAAUUUGCAAAAUUUUUUAUCUUUUUCAUAUGCAUUGUUGUUAUCAAUUAGUGAUACAUUAUCAUUGAUAACAUCAUGGUGGUUUUUUCUAUCAGAUGCAUUCAAUAUUCAAUUACAAACAUAUUCCGCAUUAGCCUGUCGAUUUCGAUCAUUUUUUGCAUACGUAUUUAUGGAUACAUCAUCAUGGUGCAUUGCAGCAUUGAGUUUUGAUCGUUUUAUUCGUAGUGAACUACCAAUAAAAUCACAAAAAAUUUGUACACCAAAAAAUGCGUCUAUAACAAUUAUAAUCGUAUUUUUAGUAUUAUGUGGAAUUAAUGGACAUUAUCUUUCGGCUGGUAUUGGACAAGAGCGUACAAAUUCAUCAAGUGCUCAUUGUAGUGAAAAUCGAUACACUUAUCCAAAAUAUUCUUAUUUUUAUAAAAUAAUCUGGCCAAAAAUUGAUAUAAUUGUCUUUUGUUUUCUACCUGCAUGUAUAAUGAUAUUUUCCAAUAUAAAACUUGUUUACAAUAUUCAUCAUCAACAACAUCAUACCAAUACUAAAACAAAAUCUUCACAGUCAUCAUCACACAAAAAAGCUAUGGAACGACAAAUGCGUCUAAUGAUGAUUGCCUGUGUCAUUGUAUUUUUGAUAACAACCGUACCGGUAACAAUUUAUUUAUUAUUAAUAGAACAAGUAUUUAUUGGUUAUAAAGAUUUUUCUAAAAAUUAUUCAUAUUAUAUUUUCAUAUUUCGAUUAUUACGAGCCUUGAUGUAUUUUCAUUUUGCUUGCAAUUUUUAUCUUCAUUGUUUAACAAGUCGAAUAUUUCGAACAGAAUUUAUGAGAAUUAUUACAUGUGAACGAUUAAUGGUGUCUUCUCAGCCGAAUGGUACGACACAUCACACAACAUUUUAA